UGCUUUUUCUAUUUGCAUGUGUUUUCUGAAGUUUCAGCGCGUUGAGCUCUCUCGGCCACCGCAGAAGAAGCACCCUGAACACCUAGAAAACCCCAAAUAAACUAGUUCACUUUUCAAUGUUUUACCAAUGUGACACUUUAUGAACUUAUUCUGUACAAGUGAACAGCUUCUGGACAGAAGAAUUUAUGCAAAAUUCAUAAUUGCUGUUUUUGUAUGAUUUUGCGGUCGUCUUGUCAGGGUAACCUCGAGUCAUCACAAGAAUUCAGGUUAUUAGAGUUCAUUUGGUUUCUUUUUUUUUUUGCUGCCAUCCAUUGACAGAAGUCUUUUUCCAGGGUGGGGUUUCUUUUUUCUUCUUCUCCUUUUUUUGUUUUUUGUUUCUUUAUCGUGUGCUCGAGGUUCAGCUAUUCAGUCACAGACCACAUCCAGUCAAGAGUUACAGACAUAAACUUUGGUCCUAUUUGCAAUAUUUUCUGUUCAAUUGCUUUUCCUUGAGCACACUGAAUAUGCUUCAACAUUUCUUUGGAUUUGUUUAUCUCUCUGCAGUUUCACCGCUUCUGAGUCUCGCAGAUGCACAAGCUGACUGUCCUCUUCAGCUCAACCCACAGAGAGUUGUUGUGAGAUACGGUGAUUCUGUUGCAGCUAACUGUAGCACCUCUGUCCAGCAUGAUGGGAUGGGAUGGGAAGCCAGUGAGGGAGCAGUGCCCCUGACCAGAAACCAGAGUCUGAUCACAUGGAGAGUGUCAGAAGUGACAGAAUGGGACACACGGCCAUACUGCUACAUGAAUUAUAGAACAGACAAUAACUAUCAGUGUGAUGUAUUGCUCCCAGUCACUGUUUACAAGACUCCAGACAGUGUGUCCAUCAACACUGUGAAUCACAGCGGACCAAUGAUGGAGGGACAGCAGUAUGAGCUCCAGUGUGACGUUCACAAUGUGGCUCCUGUUCAGUAUCUCACUGUCAAAUGGUACAAAGGACAGACUCUGCUGCAUCAAACCACCUUCAAUGACACCAUCAAGACUCCAGAGAACGAAACCGUCACACUCCUGAUCCGUCCAGACAGAGCUGAUGAUGGAGCUCAAUACUGGUGUGAAGCAGAGCUGGAUCUGGGAGCAGAAGGACCUCAACCUCAUCCUAAAAAUUCAUCAAAACCUCUUAAUGUUGAAGUUCACUAUAAACCACAACACUCCGGUUCAACAGAGACCAUCAUUAAAGACGAUGAGGCUACACUAGACUGUACAGUGAAGGCAAACCCGGCUCCAGCGUACACAUGGGAUCAUCUGAAAGAGAAGAGCAGCUCCUCAGUGCUCAAGUCCUCCACACUCAGUCCAGGAGACUACACAUGCACCGCCACAAACACUCUGGGAAGAGACAGCAAAGUGUUCAUCGUCAAAUCUGCAGGUAUUCGUCCCACAUUCUAAACUGUUCUUACUUUUUUUCCAGUUGUCGGUUGCAUUGAUUAUUGUCAUUUAAUUAAUGGUCACACAACAGAGAUAAUUAUUCACAGUAUUGUAUUUUCUUUCUUUCUAUUCUUUUCUAUUUCUAUGAAUUCAUAAAAAUGUGUUGACUUGUAGUGGUUCAUCGGUCAUGCAUAUGAAGUCAGUGGGGACCACUACAACACAUCACUUUUAUUUAGAAAUAAAUUCCUGCCUUUAGAUGUUAGCAUGAAAUUAACAUCUGACAGUAACUGGAAAGUGUAUUUUCACGAAUGUUUUUUUUAGUGAGUGUAUUUUUACUUUUUUUAAAUUUAUUUGUUUAUUUUGACAAAUAUUAAAUUUUGUCUUGAGGGUAUAUAAGGGUUGCAAGUUUGAAAACAUUACAAUAUUGCUUUAGUAAUCUAGUAUAUGGUUUGUUACCCUGUAACACGGCAUUUAUAAGGUAUUUAGCGUGUGUAUAUUCAUUGCACUGUGUAUUCAUUGCACAGAGCAGCUUUUAAAAUUCUUCUGUAUUCGGUGUGAAUGUGAGCUGUGCACGAGAUGAGUACUCAGACUGCACAGGGCGUCAGCUACCAAGGGGGCAUCUCAUUUCCCUCGGCUAGCAGCAGCCCUAUAGCAUGUUUUGGAAGACACAAGAAAAUGUAUUUUGAGUGGUUGAACAGCAGCAAAAUAAAGGUUGACUUCUUUGGUUUUGAUUUCCUUCUCAUUUUUUUUUCUCAUUUUAAGUUUGUUAGGGGAAAUGUGCUUGAUGAGUUUUAGAGGAAACUGUGAAAGGGUGGAGCUUCAAAAUGACUAAAAGUGUUAUAUGUUUCGAAGAAUGCGUUAAUCACAACAAAGCCUUCAAUCAGAGUGUGAAUUUGCCAUAUAUCACAAUGGGUGGGUUCUUUUGACUUGGGUCAGUAAACAACCACCCUGAACACCUGAGCCUAAAAACAAACCUAGUUUACUUUACAGUGUGUCAAUAUUAAAAACCUGAACAAAUUACUAGCAUCUGACACCCGCUUCGAAUGAUAUCACUCGAUUGAAUGGGCGUUAUCCGCGGUUAUCAGGUCACAGAUAUGGGCCAGACGGGACCUGUUACGCCUACUGGUAGGCUGAGAAGGCUGUUAUCAUCGAAUGGCUGUAAAUCAAAGUCUGAUUAUAGUUUUACAGAGAAAUUUGGCAGGACAACUACUUAUGCUAUGUUAAUUAAAUAAUGUUGGACAGAGUUUUCAAACAUAUAUGGAAAGAUGGUAUAAAGGUGUUUAAAAAAGUGCUCUUAGUAAAAUACCAAAUUUCAGCCUGACUCUUACAUAUGUCAUAGAUGUUUGCUCAAUUAACAUGUUUAGAUAUACAUUUGUUCAAAAAAGAUGGUAUUUUUAAACAUUUUAUUAUUAAACAUUUUAAACUACAUUACCCAUAAGCCUCUGCCAUUCUAUCGAUAGAAAGCAGUGCUGGUAUUUGUAGUUUAAUGACGUUAUGCUCAGGGUUAGGGUUACGAUCUCGGGAAAGUGGUAAUUUCUCAUGACAUAGCAACACUGCAUUGUUAACUAAAGGUAUUACUGACGUAAUAAGAACAGCAAAGCGUACUUUGCAACAUUAAGCGUUUUUUAAUUUGGGUUAAAAGAUAGCCCAAUCACAGCGAGGUCUGUGAGUGCCAAGAGAACUUCAAAGCCAAUGGCAACUCAGUUGAGCAGAGGCCUCACACUUACUUGUCCAUAUAUGGUCAUCUAUGACAGGAUCUUCCGGGUUCUUGUGGUGAAUAGACAGAUAAUCUGUUAAAGUAUAAAACUGCAACAACAGAUUGCAUCGUGUGGUUAACCUGAUGCAGCAAUAGAUUUGUUGAUUACAGUGUUUUUGUUGUUGUUGUUGUUUUUUGAAACAAGAGUGUAAUAUUUCCCAUUGUAUACAUUGUUUACACUAAUAUUAAAUAAUGUACAAUAUUUAAA
Molecule: messenger RNA, 3361 nt
Organism: Onychostoma macrolepis
Lineage: Eukaryota; Metazoa; Chordata; Actinopteri; Cypriniformes; Cyprinidae
Product: vascular cell adhesion protein 1-like
Exons: 5
Coding region: 504-1418 (304 amino acids)
Biological process (GO): cell-cell adhesion
Cellular component (GO): membrane
Molecular function (GO): integrin binding
Source: RefSeq, a predicted model, not a curated record